AUGGCCAAAGCCACGGCUGCCGCCGUCGGCUCUCCGGCAACAGCUGCGGGCUACUUCCCGUGCUUCUGCCGGGGGCAGCUGGAAGCAGCCGAACUCACGGUCUCCUUCCCACGCCGCGGCUACAACAAGUACGAGGAGAACGAUGUCGAGCCCAAGGCCUUUGAGGGUGACGGCGGCCUCGCGGGAGUGCCCCUCUUCGGCAUGUUCGCCCACGGCGAGCUCGGCCCGGCGAUGGACGCGACCGUUGCGGCCUCCGCCGAGGAGGUACCCAAGACAAGCCAUGAUAUCCACUCCAUGACCUCGGUGCUCGCGGUCUACUCUUAG
Messenger RNA from Symbiodinium sp. CCMP2456, 324 nucleotides. NCBI's taxonomy places the organism in Eukaryota, Dinophyceae, Suessiales, Symbiodiniaceae. The record is from the annotation of a GenBank genome assembly.